Molecule: messenger RNA, 1083 nt
Organism: Cercospora beticola
Lineage: Eukaryota; Fungi; Ascomycota; Dothideomycetes; Mycosphaerellales; Mycosphaerellaceae
Source: RefSeq, a predicted model, not a curated record
AUGGAUCUCAACAACACUCCUUCCAAGGUGGAGUUGAAGCGACCGUUUGCAGAUAUGGCGACUGGCGACAGACCAGCGAAGCGGCAGUCGAUAUCGCCGCUAACAUCGCCUUCCUUCUCGCGCGGCAGCACUGUCACCCUCGAUGGGGAUAAUGACAAUGUCAUCGGCGCCUCACGCAAGAUUGCCAACAACCUCGCCGGUCUUUACACGUAUUUCAGCGAACAGACACCGCCGCCUCCUUCGCCAGGCAAGCCCCAAGAGUCAAAUAUCUCCGAAGACAUGCCCAUGGAAACCACUAAUGACGAAGAAACAACCCCUCCCGCAGCCACCUCAGCACCACCCGCCACGGAUUCCGAUGAAGAAUACAUCGCCAACGCCCAAGCAGCACUCAAAUACGUCGACCCGUUCGGCCCCAACGGCACUGAGAAAGAAAUGCUAGAAGCAAUCGCACAGCCAAUACCAGAACUCGCCUUCCGGCCCUUCGGUCUCAAGAACCAAUCCUCCUUUGCUCAAGAUCUAUUCGAGGACCAACCCAUCCCUCUCUCCUCCCUCCGCUACCCCCCCAUCUCCAAAAACUUCCCCGACGUCAAAGACGAGCUGCUAGAUCUGUACAUCAAACUCAACACCUUCAACGUCAAAGUCUGGUCCAACUACGAUGCUUCUAAGAAGAAGUUCUUCGACGACGAACCACGUCUUAGCGACUGCGGGAGACUCAUCCUUUCGCCCAACGUGCGUAUGCGGCUUGAGGUUUUGGACUCGGGCAGAGUAGGUCUGGAACUCCCAAAAGUUGAAAUGGAGAUCGGAACUGCUUUCCGGACAUUGGGCGUGCUGUAUCUGAAGUGGGUCAAAAAUGGCAUCGGAGGUCUGUAUGAAGUGGAAGUUUCAGCGGUGAUGCUUGAGGGCUACGAGUACGACUGGUUGAAUUGGCCACGUGGUCCGGUCAGGCAACAGAUUAGCGUGGCGAUGAAUCAGGUUGCAGCACGACCCAAGGAGGAGUGGGAAGGGAAGGGUGGAUUUAAGUUGGGAGAUUUGGAUUUUGUUGCGAGCAUGUUUUUGAGGUUGCGUGAGAGAGGAUCCGUUUGA